AUUUACAGUUUUAUAUGCCAGUUAUGAGUGCAACCAACAAACAGCGCCGCAUUUCCGCAAUGGCGAAUCCCUCGCAUGGACAAAGUGUGCUGUAAAACGAGUGAAUUUGCAAUAUUUCAACUAGCCCAUAAUUCAAAUAGGAAAAGGGAAAAGUAAAGAAUAAAUAAAAAAAAAAGCUAACGGAUGUGUCAAGCUAUCCAGAAAAAUACCAAAAAACAAUUCGCUUGAGAAAAUUGAAAUCGCCGCAGUGAAAGUGCAAGGAAAAAAUUGCAUGGCAUCUUUUAGGCGCAGAGCAUAAAAGUUUCCGGCCGACAAUUGGAUCUUUGUGUUUAUUUUUUCGGUUUUGUUGUUGUUGUUGUUGUGUUUGGACCCCUCGGCGCACAGACAGCAGCUGUUUAAAUGUAUUUUAGUGCUUGCAACCAACAGCGGCCAGCCCCCUUGAGGGCCGGCAAUCCAUGGAGUAUUCAAACUCAAAGUGUUUGAAUCAUAACGAGCCACAACAACAACAACAGCAGCAGCAACACGAGCCACAAGCCAGGCUAAUCGUUCUCGGCAGCUAUUUUCGAGGCACUGACACGCCCACAACAAACGAAGCGACAGCGAGUGCAACUGCAACUGCAACUGCAACUGCAAUUUUGGGCAGUCAACGUUGCCCCAAUACGCCACCCACAACGCCCAGCAGCCCGUUGCGAGAUCCACCCCAAAGUCCAUCGGACGGACACACCUCUUCGCUGAGCUCGCAUUCCGGUUCCAGUGACAUCUUGUUGGAGCAACACGCGCAGCAGCAGCAGCAGCAGCAACAUUCGCAGCAGCAACAGUUGCAACAGCAGCAGCAGCAGCAGCACGCGCAGCAGCAGCAACAACAAUUCGGCAUCGUUGACUCCAGCAACGGCAGCAGCAGCAGCAACCACAACAACAACAACAACAACAACAGCAGCAGCAGCAGCAACAACAACAGCAGCAACAACGGCAACAACGGCGUCUCCUCGAAGUCGUUUGUGCCCUGCAAAGUUUGCGGCGACAAGGCAUCGGGCUAUCAUUAUGGUGUAACCUCCUGCGAGGGUUGCAAGGGUUUCUUUCGUCGCAGCAUUCAGAAACAAAUCGAAUAUCGCUGCCUGCGCGACGGCAAGUGCCUGGUCAUACGCCUAAAUCGGAAUCGCUGUCAAUAUUGCCGCUUCAAGAAAUGCCUCUCGGCUGGCAUGAGCCGUGACUCUGUGCGUUAUGGUCGCGUACCCAAGCGUUCACGUGAGCUGAACGGUGCGGCAGCAGCAGCAGCCGCUGCAACAGCAUCAGCAGCCAGCGCGCCCCUAAAUGUGGAUGAAACCAGUGCCAAUAAUUUGCAUACAAACCUAAUACAGCAACAACAACAGCAGCAACAGCAGCAGCAGCAGCAGCCGCAUGCGAGCAGCGUGCAGCGCGUAAAUACACCAAGUACACCACAAACGCCACAAAUGUGUUCGAUAGCCUCAUCGCCAUCGGAGCUGGGCGGUUGCAAUAGUGCCAACAACAACAACAACAGCAGCAACAGCAAUAACAAUAGCGGCAACAACAACAGCAAUGCAACAGCUGUAGUUGGGGGCAACCAUCACCAGCAAUUGGUCAGCAUGGGCAGCAGCGGCGACAUGGCCAUGACCCAGGUGGGCAUGUGUCAUCCGCACGACCAUCACGACAGCCUCGCCGGCACCGCCAACGAGCUGACCGUCUACGAUGUGAUCAUGUGCGUCUCGCAGGCGCAUCGCCUCAAUUGCUCCUACACCGAGGAGCUGACACGCGAACUGAUGCGACGUCCAGUGACGGUGCCACAAAACGGGAUUGUGACCACCGUGGCGGAGAGCCUGGAGUUUCAAAAGAUCUGGCUGUGGCAGCAGUUCUCGGCGCGCGUCACGCCCGGCGUGCAGCGGAUUGUGGAGUUCGCGAAACGCGUACCCGGCUUCUGUGAUUUCACCCAGGACGACCAACUGAUACUCAUCAAGCUGGGCUUCUUCGAGGUGUGGCUGACGCAUGUCGCCCGCCUGAUCAAUGAUACGACGCUGACGCUGGACGAUGGCGCAUAUCUGACCCGACAGCAGCUCGAGAUACUCUACGAUUCGGAUUUUGUGAACGCCCUGCUGAACUUUGCCAACACGCUGAACGCAUAUGGCUUGAGCGACACAGAGAUUGGUCUCUUCUCCGCGAUGGUGCUGCUGGCAUCGGAUCGGACCGGCCUCAGUGAGCCGAAGGUGAUUGCCCGUGCCCGGGAGCUGGUGGCGGAGGCGUUGCGUGUUCAGAUCCUGCGCUCGCGAGCGGGCUCGACGCAGGCGCUGCAGCUGAUGCCGGCGCUGGAGGCUAAAAUACCGGAGCUGCGCUCGCUGGGCGCCAAGCACUUCUCACAUCUCGACUGGCUGCGAAUGAACUGGACCAAGCUGCGCCUGCCGCCGCUCUUCGCCGAGAUCUUCGACAUACCCAAGGCGGACGAUGAGCUGUAGACCCGUCAAAUGUUCUACAAUCUGUAUGUUUAAGUAAUUAGCGUUAAACGAAGAGUUGGCAGCAUUAGAUACAUCAGCAACAGCAACAACAACUACCCGACAUUAAAGCAAAAGGCAACCAAUUUAUCAGAUACAAGAUACAAGAUACAGAUACAUAGUUAACUACAACUACAACUAAAACUAAAACUAAAGUAAUGCAUUAAAUAUUUAGCAAUGUUGAA
Drosophila montana is the source of this 2686-nucleotide messenger RNA. Its product is annotated as ecdysone-induced protein 78C-like. The record is from RefSeq and is a predicted model, not a curated record. Gene Ontology annotation, molecular function: sequence-specific DNA binding; zinc ion binding; nuclear receptor activity. The coding region runs from base 456 to 2465 and encodes 669 amino acids. NCBI's taxonomy places the organism in Eukaryota, Metazoa, Arthropoda, Insecta, Diptera, Drosophilidae. The transcript has 7 exons. Gene Ontology annotation, biological process: regulation of DNA-templated transcription.